AAGUGGACCACGCUCUAUAAAAAUCUCCAACGGCGCUAUUGUUUCAUACCACAACAACAACAAACAAGGUUAGGGUGGGGAAGGGAAACACAUCAAUUGAUCAAAAUAAUGGGUUCUACCCUUGCGAUUUUAUUCUUAACUUUCUGCACUUGCUAUCUACAGAUCGCUGGGGCCGAACCACAACGCCUUUCUACUCUCAAGCUUAAUUCCCGCAUUCUCCAGGAGUCUAUUGCUAAACAGAUCAACGAAAACCCAGAGGCAGGAUGGGAGGCUGCUAUAAAUCCUCGUUUCUCCAAUUAUACAGUUGGAGAAUUUAAGCGCCUGCUUGGUGUUAAACCAACUCCUAAGAAGGAACUGAUAGGUGCACCCAUUGUGACUCAUCCAAAAUCAUUGAAAUUGCCAAAGGAGUUUGAUGCAAGGACUCAAUGGUCUCAAUGUAGUACCAUUGGAAGAAUUCUAGAUCAGGGUCAUUGUGGUUCUUGUUGGGCAUUUGGUGCUGUAGAGUCAUUAUCAGAUCGGUUUUGCAUUCAUUUUGAUGUGAAUAUCUCUCUCUCUGUGAACGAUCUUCUCGCAUGCUGUGGCUUUUUGUGUGGAUCUGGUUGUGAUGGAGGGUAUCCUAUAAAUGCAUGGCGAUACCUAGUCAGCCAUGGUGUUGUCACUGAAGAGUGUGACCCAUACUUUGAUCAAAUUGGCUGUUCCCAUCCUGGUUGUGAGCCCGCAUACAGUACCCCCAAGUGUGUAAAAAAGUGUGUGAGCGGGAAUCUGCUUUGGAAGAAAUCAAAGCACUAUAGUGUCAAUGCAUAUAAGAUCAAGUCUAAUCCCCAUGAUAUCAUGGCAGAAAUUUAUAAGAAUGGGCCAGUUGAAGUUGCAUUCACUGUUUACGAGGAUUUUGCUCUCUACAAAUCAGGAGUUUACAAACACAUCACAGGUGUGGAACUCGGUGGUCAUGCUGUGAAGCUGAUAGGAUGGGGAACAUCUGAUGAUGGAGAGGACUAUUGGCUUCUCGCAAAUCAGUGGAAUAGAAGUUGGGGAGAUGAUGGUUACUUUAAGAUCAGAAGGGGGACAAAUGAAUGUGGAAUUGAAGAAGACGUUACAGCUGGUAUGCCUUCCACCAAAAAUCUCGUACUCGAAGUCACUGACACGGGUGCCGAUGCUGUUGAUGGUGCUUCAUUCUGAAUAUAAGUGUAUAAUAUUACCGAUUAGAUGAUGAUGGUAUUGCAAAAAUCUGCAUCAAAUGUUAUACCAAUGUACCACAAUCUUAUGGAGACGGAUCUAGAUUGUGAUGCUGAAAGACUAUAAGCUGUUGUGGGUAGUGAUGCGCGAAAUAAGAAAAACUGUUGUAGUUACCAAUUAGCUCCUGUUGUAAGCUACAUCCACUUGUUGGUUUUAUUGCAAUGUUGCCGAUUAUUCCGAA
Messenger RNA from Arachis duranensis, 1414 nucleotides. RefSeq names its product cathepsin B-like protease 2. Gene Ontology annotation, cellular component: lysosome. Gene Ontology annotation, biological process: regulation of catalytic activity. Gene Ontology annotation, molecular function: cysteine-type endopeptidase activity. Bases 109 to 1176 code for a protein of 355 amino acids. NCBI's taxonomy places the organism in Eukaryota, Viridiplantae, Streptophyta, Magnoliopsida, Fabales, Fabaceae. The record is from RefSeq and is a predicted model, not a curated record. The transcript has 11 exons.